Molecule: messenger RNA, 1383 nt
Organism: Lolium rigidum
Lineage: Eukaryota; Viridiplantae; Streptophyta; Magnoliopsida; Poales; Poaceae
Product: 3-ketoacyl-CoA synthase 12-like
Exons: 1
Coding region: 1-1383 (460 amino acids)
Biological process (GO): fatty acid biosynthetic process
Cellular component (GO): membrane
Molecular function (GO): acyltransferase activity, transferring groups other than amino-acyl groups
Source: RefSeq, a predicted model, not a curated record
AUGGAUCUGAUUCUCUUGCUCACGGCGCUCCUCCUUGCGCGCGCGGUGGCUUCACUGGUGCGCGCAGUUGUCGCCCGUCGGCGGCAGUCGCAGUGUUACCUCCUGGACUAUGUCUGCCAUAAGCCGAGUGACGAUCGCAAGGUGAGCACGGAGAUGGCCGGCGAUGUUGUCCUGCGUAAUCAGCGCCUCGGCCUCCCCGAGUUCCGCUUCCUCCUCCGCGUCAUCGUCCGCUCCGGCAUCGGCGAGGAGAGCUACUGCCCGCGCAACUUCCUGGAGGGCCGCGACCGCGAGGGCACGCCCACCCACCAGGACGCGCUGGACGAGAUGGACGAGUUCGUCGAUGCGGCCAUCGCCAAGCUCUUCCUCAAGACCGGCCUUGGGCCCCGCGACGUCGACGUGCUCGUCGUCAACGUCUCCAUGUUCUCCCCCGCGCCGUCGCUGGCAUCCAGGAUCGUGACCCGCUUCGGCAUGCGCGACGAUGUCGCCGCGUUCAACCUCUCCGGCAUGGGGUGCAGCGCCGGCCUGAUCUCGCUGGACCUCGCACGGAACGCGCUGCAGACCCGGCCGGCGUCCAUAGCCCUCGUGGUCUCGUCCGAGUCCAUCGCUCCCAACUGGUACACCGGCACCGACAGGUCCAUGAUGCUGGGCAACUGUCUAUUCCGUUGCGGGGGCUCGGCGGCGCUGCUCACCAACGACCCGUCCCUCGGCAGGCGUGCCAAAAUGGCGCUUCGCCAUCUCGUGCGCGAAAACACCGCCGGCGACGAGGAGGCGCACAUAUGCGCGCUGCAGCGCGAAGACGGCGACGGGCGCGUCGGGAUCAGCCUCAGCAAGGCUUUGCCCAGGGUCGCUGCCCGGGCACUGAGCCUGAACCUAGGUCGCCUCGCCCCGCGCAUCCUGCCGGUGUCCGAGCUGGCGCGGUUCGUUGCCGGCAGCAUGUGCAAGAAGCUUCUUCUCUCCGGCGGCCAUGCGACUCAUGGUCUAAAGAUUAACUUUAAGACCGGGGUGGAGCACUUCUGCAUCCACCCCGGCGGCACUGCGGUCGUGGAGGGAGUGAAGGGGAGCCUGGGUCUGGAUGCAGACGACGUAGAGCCUGCGCGGAUGACUCUGCACCGGUGGGGGAACACGUCGGCGAGCAGCCUCUGGUACGUUCUGUCGUAUAUGGAGGCCAAGGGGAGGCUGAAGAGAGGAGACAGAGUGCUCAUGCUCACAUUCGGCUCGGGGUUUAAGUGCAAUAGCUGCCUGUGGGAGGUGAAAGGUUACAUGGCUGACAAGGGCGUAUGGGCACAGUGCAUCGAUGAAUACCCACCGGAGAGCAUCACGAACCCGUACAUGGAGAAGUAUAGCUGGGUUAACGAUGUCCAAGGUGAUACCCUCAUGUUUUAG